AUGUCUGACCACACAAUUUCCGUGACUCUCACUCAGAUUGCCAAGAUGAUCGACCACUCUCUCCUCCACCCAACCAUGACCGACUCUGACAUCUUCUCCGGUCUCCGAACUGCCAGAGAGAGCAAUGUUGCCACUGCUUGCGUUAAGCCGUAUCUCAUUCCCCUCGCAAAGAAAGAGCUAUCCGGCAGCGACGUCCAGGUCUGCCCUGUGAUCGGUGAGAUCGAUAUGGUUAUCAAUGUUGGCAAGGCGCUUGGGGGUGACUGGGAGUAUGUCUCUCAGGAGAUUGAUGCCAUCAACCGCGCUGUCGUGAGCCGUGGCGCUAUUCUCAAGGUCAUCUUCGAAAACGAUUAUCUUGAGUCUGAGCACAUCAUUGAGCUCUGCAAAAUUUGUACGAAGCUUGAGGUUGCCUUUGUGAAGACCUCGACUGGCUAUGGCUUUGUGAAGCAAACCGAUGGCUCCUACAAUUACCUCGGCGCUACAAUCAAGGACCUCAAGCUCAUGCGCGCGCACUCCGGUCCCGGUGUUCAGAUUAAGGCUGCUGGUGGGGUUCGCACUCUUGAUGAUCUACUCCAUGUCAUGAGUAUCGGUGUCACUCGGAUCGGAGCUACGGCAACAGUCGCUAUCCUGAAUGCUGCCAAGGCCCGAGGUAUCGGUGAGCAGCCAGUGACCGUUUCUUUUCAGCCUAUGACUGAGAAGGCAGGCGGGUACUAA
Molecule: messenger RNA, 711 nt
Organism: Penicillium brevicompactum
Lineage: Eukaryota; Fungi; Ascomycota; Eurotiomycetes; Eurotiales; Aspergillaceae
Product: 2-deoxyribose-5-phosphate aldolase
Exons: 2
Coding region: 1-711 (236 amino acids)
Biological process (GO): deoxyribonucleotide catabolic process; carbohydrate catabolic process
Cellular component (GO): cytoplasm
Molecular function (GO): deoxyribose-phosphate aldolase activity
Source: RefSeq, a predicted model, not a curated record